Messenger RNA from Triticum urartu, 1181 nucleotides. Its product is annotated as F-box protein FBW2-like. NCBI's taxonomy places the organism in Eukaryota, Viridiplantae, Streptophyta, Magnoliopsida, Poales, Poaceae. Gene Ontology annotation, molecular function: protein binding. The record is from RefSeq and is a predicted model, not a curated record.
UAAGACAGGUGGACAUACAACUUGCAUGGUCGGUCCUGGAUCGGAAGGAUCAAGGAUGGAAGAGUGCAGUGAGGACAGAUGUUGGGAGGACCUAGCACGAGAUGCUCUUGGCAUCAUCUUCUGCAAACUGUCCCUUCAGGAGAUCCUCACUGUGGUUCCGGGGAUUUGUAAACCCUGGAGCCGGGUGGUUUCAGGGCCCGACUGCUGGCAGGACAUCGACAUUCAGGAGUGGAGCCAGCAGAGCGAGCCUGACAAGAUCACCAGCAUGGUUCAUAUGCUCCUCUCUCGCAGCGCUGGCUCGUGCCAUCGCCUUAGCGUGUCCAGGCUUCCCAACGACUCAUUGUUCGCCUUAAUCGCGGACCAUGCACAAUCCCUCAAGACUUUGGAGAUUUCAAGGAGCGAGAUCAGCGACGGCAUAGUGGAAGAUGUCGCACAAAGACUGACUAAAGUUACAUUCCUGGAUGUAAGCGGCUGCACCAAAAUUGGCGCUCGUGCUCUGGAGGCAUUUGGUAAGAACUGCAAAUCCCUUGUCAGACUUCGGCGAGUCAUGCACCCAAUGGAUGUCGCAGGGAAGGUGUCCCACAAUGACGAGGCCCGUGCUAUUGCGUACAACAUGCCAAAGCUCUGCCACCUCGACAUAGGAUACAUGCUGAUUGCGACUACAGAUGUCGUCGAGAUCGCCUCGCAGUGCCAAGACCUCAAAUUCUUAGAUUUGCAUGGCUGCUGGGACAUUGAUGAUAAGAUUUUGCAAGAGAAGUAUCCUGGGCUGAAAAUCCUAGGCCCCCGCGUAAAUGAUUGCUAUGAGAACAGCUUCUGGGAUGAGUGCUCUGAUGAUGACUCCAUCUAUUCAUGGGAAGAGUUCACGGAUGAUGACUACUUCGUCAUCGAGAGUGACGACGAGGCCAUAUGGGACGACGAUCACUCUUUCGAAGGACUAGAAGUUAGGUUCUAUGGUGGUGUAUUCGGCGAAGGCUUCGCUGGUUUUGACUGGCCAGAAUCUCCAUGAGUGCCUGCUUGCUCCUGCUCCUCUUUAUAUGUUUCAACUAUGAAGCAUCUUCUUCCAUGUUAUGUGCUUCUAAUUGUCAAAUUGUGUGAUCAUUACCUUGCAGAUAUUGUCUGGUUGUUGAGUAAACUUGUGUGGGUGUAAAAACAUGGUGCUUAAACAUAAAGCAACAAAUCAA